Molecule: messenger RNA, 1312 nt
Organism: Gordionus sp. m RMFG-2023
Lineage: Eukaryota; Metazoa; Nematomorpha; Gordioida; Chordodea; Parachordodidae
Exons: 8
Coding region: 1-1215 (404 amino acids)
Biological process (GO): protein localization to plasma membrane
Source: RefSeq, a predicted model, not a curated record
AUGAAUUUCCUUUUCCUCAAAAAAGGUAACGACGUUACUUUCACCAACGUCAUCAUAUCACUAGGAAAUGCUUUUGAAAUGGAAAUAGUUUUCAAUCGCAUUUUCGAUUACCUAAACGAUUUGAGUCGCCGAAUCUAUGUUCCUCUGGGAGAAAUCAUGUUAAACUUUAACCAAAAUCACUUUCACGAAUUGGCGGAAUCGACGCAAAUAUUCGUUCCCUUCUUAAACGAUGUCAAAAUGGUCUUCAACGAUAGGAUUAACGCUUCCGUGGUCAAAUCUCUCAUAUCAAAGUCCAAAAAAUGUUCGCAAAAGGACCCAACACAAUCUUUUAAUAUCGACAAUAACCCUAUCAUGUCGUUAUCGAUGGACGACGAAAUGAGUUUCAACAAUUAUAGUUCCUCAACUGGAAGCUACCUAGAAGAUCACCCUAAGAAGAAUACUCAAUUUUCCCCUCCAACAAAUCGUAAUAAUAAUAAGCCAAAACUCACAUGUGUCAAUAUUCAGCCUUUAGAAUUAACCUUUCACCAACCCAAUUACAUCCACAUGGAUUAUUGGUAUUAUUCUCACGAAAAUCCAUCUUCAAGUAAUACAGAUUUCGAUGCUAACCAAAAUCCCAAAACAAAACCAAAACUUAAUAAUUCUUGCAAUAAUCCCGAAAGUAAUUUCAACAAAAAAUUUGAAAGACAAUUCGACAAAUUAGAAGAACGAUUAGACAACGUUAUCCACCACAAGACAAAUAUUCGGAACAAAGACUUGAAUAGCAAAAUCCCUAAAAAUCCAGAAAUUAUUCACGAUAAAGCUUGUCCCGAUUCGUUAGAAAAUAUUAUUAUGGGGAUGAUGGAGCGGAAGGAACGUUUACACAAGCGGAGCAUUAAAGCUGGUUCCCGCUUUCAGUACAUGAGGGUUAAUCGGGAAUCGACUCCGACAUCUAACAACUUGCUAACCUUACGUUGCGGUAUCAAAGAAAAGAAACAAACAUUCAAAAAUUUGGGCAAGAAAAGCAAGAUAAAUGAAAACUCUAUACUAUCCCAAAACAACGUGCAAAGAUUAGUAGUUUGCUCCACCAAGAGUUUGACCCAUCCUUUGAAAGUAAUCGUUGACGGGGUUGAAUGGAACGGGGUGAAGUUUUUUCAGGUCUCUUCACAGUGGCAAACUCACAUCAAGUAUUUUCCCCUUUUGCUCUCACCUGCUCAACCUAUACCUUCCAACACCUAAGGGAAAUUCAAAGAAACCUAAUAAAUUACCAUAUUUUUUUUUUUUUAUAAAACACCAUAAAAUGUAAAUUUUUAAAAAGCGAAACAAAUAUUAAUAA